CCAGUGACAAGUUCAAACCGCUUAUCAACAUUGCUCCGAGGAGUGAGCGCCAUAUCUCUCAGAAGGUGACCUGUAACCUGCAACCUCUGACCUCGUAUCUCAGCCCUCUCAGAAAUAUUGUAGAUUCUACUUUAAACCAGCAUGACUUCACCACGGAAUGUCGUCCUUGCAAUGGAUGGGAGCGACCAUUCCACGUACGCAUUUGAUUGGUAUAUGAAGAACAUCCAUAAGACCAAUGAUCACGUGAUUAUUGUCCACUGUCCGGAGUACCACGCCAUCAUGCAAGCACCGAUGGUGUUGGCCGACGUCACGGCAGUGACAGAGAUCAUUGCGGAGGAGGAAACAAAGAUCAAAGUGCUGCUCAACGACCUUGGGGAGAAGCUCAGGAACGCUGGGAUUGGCGGGAAAGUGAAGAGCGUGAGCGGCCGACCAGGGGAGGUGGUGGUGCGGGUUGCCGAGGAAGAGGGCGCGAGUCUCAUUAUAACAGGCACUCGGGGCAACGGCACCAUUCGCCGCACCCUCAUGGGUAGCGUCAGCGACUACAUCAUACAUCACAGCCACAUCCCUGUGCUCGUGUGUCGUCGGAAGGAUCAUUCCCACGAACACUAGGUCAAGGCCCUACUCAGUUGCGUCUAUCAGCAUCCGGGUAUCAUGGGUCGUCGGCUAGGAUAUGCUCUGACUGGCGACAAGGAUAUCCGGAUGAUCAAUCUGGUCCAUGGUUUUCUAUACAAAAACAAGAGCCAUCGUGUCUGUAGGUGGGGGUCUUAAGACAUUCAAGACGAUUGGAGCGUCGUUAAGUGAAGUAGAUGAUGUUAUGCCAGAGAGAAACGUUGGGAAAUCUCGGGAAAAUCUCGACGAUCUGGCUUCCAUUUGUCCGUGUGGUAUAGAUAGACGUUGUAAUUGUGUUCACCAACCAACAGAUCGAUAACGUUUGAGUAAGCAGACAAAUUGGAGUUUGGACGACUUGAAUCAAAUUUCCUGGGACAGCAAAGGCGUUCAAACAUAACUCUGUUGACUGUAAUUACAAAGUCUAUCCCUAGGCUUGCACAGGGUCUUGACCAUGAAACAGCCCCCCCCCCCC
This is a messenger RNA of Haliotis rufescens (red abalone), 1081 nucleotides long. Its product is annotated as universal stress protein YxiE-like. The transcript has 4 exons. Lineage: Eukaryota; Metazoa; Mollusca; Gastropoda; Lepetellida; Haliotidae. The coding region runs from base 142 to 609 and encodes 155 amino acids. The record is from RefSeq and is a predicted model, not a curated record.